GGCUGCAUCUCUUUGCAAGCAAUUCCAGUUCUGCAUAAAACCAAGAAGAGAGCUGAAUCCUCCAAACAGUAGUUGCAAAGUUAGAUGUAAAAUCAAGCAGCAGAUGAGUGCGACAAGAGGAAAAGGGAGGAGAAAGACAGAGGAAGAGAGAGAGAGAGAGAGUGAGAGAGAGCUGAGGAGAAAAACUUGAAGUGAGAAAAGCUGCAGAGGAAGAAGUUUAUGUGAAACUAGAACAAAAUUAACAACAAAAUUAAAGAAAAACCCUACAGCUUCGCCGAUGACUGCAUCCAAACUUUAAGAAAUAAAAAUCAGAGAGAGAAAAGUCAAGUCAACGCCACGAUGAAGCUUCCUUGUCGCCUCUGCUUCCUCGUUCUAGCUAUUUCUUGUCUUUCCCGAGGACAGAAUGCUGCAACAUCUCCAAAAGUGGAUCAGGGUGCACAACGAACAGCAAGCCCUGACACUCGGACAAUCUCAACCCCCCAGAAUGAAACCAAAGAUGAAACCACCAACCAAAUGACAUCAAACCAACCCUCUCAGACACCUACAGCAAUCACCUUGACAACAGAAGAAACCUACACAACGGAAGCGUCAGGAGAACCCAGUGAAGACACAACGGAAAACAAUACCUCAGAUGACGGCCUAAAAAACACAACAAGGCCUGAUGAUGACAAGACCCAAAUUUCUACAUCAGCUCCAUCCAUACCAGGAACAACUAAAGAGCCUGAACAGAAAAAAAGUCGGUUCCUCUAUGUGAUCCUAGUACUGAUAGCCCUGUUGAUCAUCAUUCUGUGCGUCAUCCUGUACUUCCUCAGGAGGGUCAACAGGAGUUACUCAUUUGAUCUCCAGCGUCCAGUUGGUAACUAUCAAAAUGAGCCUGUUGGUGUCUUCGAACCAGUCUACCUGGAUGACCUGGACCGACCAGUCUCUAAAGACACCGUGAUCACUGAGGACCUUUCAAACUCUCCAGUAGCCAAUGGCACAAAUCUACAGUCGGAGGAAAAAGUUUCCAACGAAGAAAACGCUGCUCAGGAGCAGCCAGAUGCAAACGGUUUGCAGAACUCUCCAACCAGUAAUACCAGUUCAUCAUCAACCGGUGCCGAACCUGAAAAGAUAUCUGAACCGUUAAGCAUGACAGACUUGUUCUUCGAUGCUGUUGGGGAGGAGCAAAAUGAAAAUAACAACAACCCAUCGGUUUGCCCCAGUGGCCCAUUUGUUGAGAUAAACCUGGACGAGCCAGUAUGGUGCAAUCAACUCCUCACCUCCCCUCAAGCCUCCUCCUCAGUCCUCCCUUUCUCUCAUUUUUCCUUUUCCUCCUCUUCUUAGAACUUUUACAGGGUGACCCUCAGGAUCAACUAUGUACACAAAGAGUCUUUGAAACAGGACAUGAGCAGAAGAUCCACACAUUUCUUUUUUUAUUCAUCAUGCCUCCCUGCUAGCUUGUAGCUAUUGCUAGCAAACUAAGCAUCUCAAAAUGCUGUAAACGCAGCGCUAGCUUAAAUCUGUUAUCAGGCCAUAUGUGUUCCUCUUGUCAGAUUUAACUGUCUGACAAAAGUAAAAUACUGUGGAAGUUAUUUUUCUUUCAAAAAAACAUUAUAUGAAUCAAAUAACCAUAAUUUAUAUCAACUCCAUUACAAGACAAACUUCACUUGAAAUAACUAGCUAGCUAGUUAUUUCAACCUUUCUACACUCUUUUAAAUACAAGUUUCUUUUAAACUGAUCUUUUUUUUUCCUGGAUGGUAUGGUAAUGUUACUUGUUGUUUGUCAAACUAUAGUUAGGAGCAGGUGGUGAAAAAUGUGCCAGGAGGUUAUUGUGGUUUUUACUUGAGGCUCUUAUAGCUGAAUUAGAAAUAGUGCUAGAAAAUAAAGAAUAACGAUUAACUGCUGAGAUUUUUGCAUAUUUUUAGUAAUGCUUUGGACCAAACUGACACAACUGUACAGUUUUUAUUGCUUACAAAUGUUAUUAAUUGUUGAAUAAAAAUGUUUUUAAUGAAAUACA
Molecule: messenger RNA, 1996 nt
Organism: Melanotaenia boesemani (Boeseman's rainbowfish)
Lineage: Eukaryota; Metazoa; Chordata; Actinopteri; Atheriniformes; Melanotaeniidae
Exons: 10
Coding region: 340-1323 (327 amino acids)
Source: RefSeq, a predicted model, not a curated record